Molecule: messenger RNA, 3812 nt
Organism: Teleopsis dalmanni
Lineage: Eukaryota; Metazoa; Arthropoda; Insecta; Diptera; Diopsidae
Product: zinc finger protein DZIP1L-like
Exons: 5
Coding region: 52-2385 (777 amino acids)
Biological process (GO): cilium assembly
Cellular component (GO): ciliary basal body; cytoplasm
Source: RefSeq, a predicted model, not a curated record
UUAUAUCAAUUCUAUAAGUUUAUAGUAAAAUUUUAAUAUGCAAAAACUAUAAUGUCCAUCAAAUUUUUUUACAAUUUUCCGCAAAUUGCACGCGAAGCAGGAUUUAAAUUACAUCUCUACAAUGAUGGCUUCAUGGAUUGGCGUCACUUAGGCACCAUCGAAAUAGAACGAGUACUGCGGGAACAAAAUUUGGAACAAAUAGAUGGAUUGCUAAAUCAUCUUUCCGAAGCACCUUUAGGCUCAAUAUUGAAUUCACACAUUCUGGAUAAUGGAAUUGCAAAAUAUUUUAUAUUCUUACAAUUCGCCAUUCAAUAUUUAUUAUUUUGUCGUAAUUUUUUGGAUGAAACCGUAGUGGAUCUACGUGAAGCCCAUGCGAAAUCUCAAAUUGAACUAGCAAAAUUAAAAACUUCACACGCCGAUGCAAAUAAUGAAUUACUCCAAUUGCAGAAGAAAAUAACACAAAUGGAAGCAAUACACGAAGUUAUUUAUCCAUGUCACCUGUGCACCAAGAAUUUUAUCAGUAAUGAGGCACUUAAUUUGCAUAUCAGUCGUAAGCAUUGUAACACUGGGAAGAUUUUCAUAGAUAAGAAGAAACCAAUGCCUACCACGAAAGACAUCGAUAAUGAUAUGCAAUUAAUUAAUGCAAUUAAAUUUGAAUUAGAGAUAAAACAACUGAAAGAACGUUUGAACGUAGCAGAGAAAGAAAUUAGAGAACGCAAGAAGGAAAACGUUAAAACCAGUGGUGAGGAGCUCAUUAAAGAAAAUGUUCAUGUUCCGAUAUCGCCAGCUAAAGAAGAACAAGAAUCUAAAGUCACAGUCACUCAAAGUAUUGGCAUUCAAAGUAAUUUAAUUGAAGUGAAAGAAGCAGAUGAUACAUCUGUUAUAAGCGACACCGAAGUAAGAGAGCAAAUAGAACAACUACGAGAUCUACAAUUAAAAAUACAAGAUAUUGAGACUUGGCGUGAGGAACAUAAUUCUAACAAUGAAGAUUGCAUAGCUGAGAUCAAUGAAAAACUAGCAGAUAUAGUACAAACAAUAGGGAAAUCAAUUACCAAUUUAGAUUCUAUUGAAGAAAAAUCAAAUUCUAGACAAGAACAAAACUCACCGACCGUAGAAGACUUAGAACGGUUACUAAGUCAAAAAAUGGAAGAAAUUAGUAUGGUAAGUGUUCAAAAAAUAGAAGAGGUCGUACAAAAUCUCCAAUUAAGCUAUAGGGAGAAAUUAUACGAAUUGGAAAACGAAGUUAAGCGUUUAAAUUUUGAAAGUCAAUCGAUACAACAUGAGGAGUCAUCAAAUAAUACUAAUCAUGAACACGAUGGAAGGAGUACGAAAAUGAAUAACAUUGAAGUGGAAAGUAGUCAUAAAUCAAUAGAUAAUUCCGAAAAUACUUGUAAAAAUAACGAGCCGCAUAUAUAUGUAAAAACAAAAACAGAUUUUAAGGAAAAGAAUAUGAAUUCUAUAUAUAAACAAGCCUUAAACAAAGAAGAUAUUGAAAGCUUAGAUUCAUUAAGUGUCAAAAGUAAUGAAACUUUUAUUAAAACUAUAGUAAAAAAGGAUCAAGAAGAAAAUUUGGAAACUAGAGAUAACCUAAACACCGCUGAAGAUAUACAAACAGACGUUUCUACUGACGAUUCCGAAAGUCUUACUUCAAAUAGCGAAAGCGAGGCAAGUAAAAGUGAGGAUAAGAUAAGUAAAAAUGAGCAGAGAGGCACUAAAACUGCAAACGAUAAGAACCUUUCACCAAGAAGUUCGAAUAUUCAGAAAGGAGCUAACGCCAACAUUAAGAAGGAAAACAGCAAAAGAAAGUCUUUUAAAGCCCAACAAUAUACAAGAGAUGAUGCCAAACAGUUAAUAAACAAAAAACUAUCGACUUUUGGAUUUAGUUUAAAAACCAAAAAUCUACCAAGAAGCACUUUGAAGAAUAUUGCAGAAAAUCUAGCGGAAGAGAGGAGUAAACAGAAUCGUACUUUUAAUGUUACACGUAACAAAAUCAAGAAGUUUGUCGAUAAAAUUUGCUCUAACAAAUUACCGCAAAACGCUGAACAUGUUUUAGAAAACAAAAAACCCUUACGACCAGCGGAUGUGAUGCACAAACUCCAACAGCAGGAAACGACAACAACUAUAUCUUCGGACGAAAGUUUUGCAGAACAUGAAGCGAUAACAUCAACACCUACAAGUGAGAAACUAAAUAUCAAUAGUGAUUUUAAACAACGCUUGGAGAAAAUUUUAGCAUCCCCGAUACGACAACCAAGCAGCUCGAUUGUACAGAGUAAGCCUGUGCAAGCAAGUAAUGCUCCUGUGCCUGUACCAAGGAAACGUGUUAUGUUUAAUACGCUGAAAAGUGAUACAGAAUCUCUUAGUAAUGAACGCAAAUUUGUACAGUGAAGUUAAGUUAAAAAUUAUAAAUGCAAUUAUAUACAGUGAUGAAAAAAAUAAUAGAAAAGGCUUAAAUUACUGUCUUUAUCUUGUAUAUGCUCUGUUAAAAUAUUUAUUUUCUAAAGUCUUCAAAUUUAUAAAACAGUAGUCCAAGUAAUUAAUAUGUAAUUAUAAUUAAACAAAAAAAAACAAAUUUCCCGCAAUUCAUAAUAAAAGAAAUGGUAGUGUCGUUUUUCUCUCUCCCUUGUCAUACCAUUCGAUUUGCACCUUAUACGACAGAUAUUCCAUUUUUGGAAAUUCGGUUUUUAAAAAUUCUCGCAUUAUGUUCUAUUGGAAUUAAGCUCGGCAACUACGAAAGACAUACUAAUAUCGCAAUAUUUUUCUCCAUGUACCUGGACCUUGCUAUUCAAGAUGUAUGUUUUGGAUCGUUAUCCUGCAUAAACUUCCACUUUAAAAGCCUUUCUUCCUCUGCAUAUAAAAGCAUUAUGUUAUUAAAUAUAUGAAAUAUAUUUAUAUAAAUAUAUGAAUGUUGUCUGUUCUGCACAUCUUAUCUUUUAUCCAGUAUAUUGGACCAAUACCUGAUGAGAGCAUCUUAUAACAUUAUGUUACCGCUACCGUGUAAUGCUGUUAUAAUUGUGUACUUUGAAUCGCGUCCAUAAUUUUUAAACGUCUUACAUGUGGUUUCCCAUCAGAUCUACAUAAAUUAACUUUAGUUUCGUCAAACUAAAGCACAUAAUUUCAAUUAUUUCGCAAGAAAUGUGUUCUUGCAAAAAUUAUUCUACAGGAUAUGUUUGUUUUGCUGAGAAAAGGUAUGUUUCUUGCGGAAUGAGUUUUUAAGUCCAUUACUUUUAGUCUAUUUUGCAUUAUUCUACUUGUUACUUUUGCAUUUAACUAUUUUUUUUUUGGAUCUUUUCAUAAAACAAAUGGAUUUUUUCUAGCUUGCCGAAUCAACAAUUGGUCACACCUUUCAAAGGUACCCCGAUUUCGAAUUCAGUUUUCUUGUUUUUUUUUUAAUUAUUUGCAGAGUACACAUUUUUUUUCAGCAUUUCAUUAAUUUUGUAAUUUCUUUCAUAGAUUCACCUUUCUUUCUUAAAUUUAAGAUAUCUCGUUUCAUUUCUGUAUAAUGACUCUUACGACCCAUUCUGAUGAAGAUCACAAGAGUAUUAGUUACUACUAUUGCUGUUUACAAACUUUUAAAUACCACCGGCGUCAAAUAAAUUAACUUUGCCAGAAUUGUUUUUAUAAUAAAAUAUGUACCUAUUUCUAUUUUUUUUUUCCAACCCAAAACUGCCGAAAUAGGUGUAACAGCAAAAGUAAAUUAAAGUAUCUCAUCAAAAUAACAUAUUCAGUGGACUACAUGCAUAUAACAUUUCAAAAAAAUAAAAUAUACUCCUUGAAGUAGUACAAACCUUCUCGUUUCUAUUAUUUUUCCACCA